Molecule: messenger RNA, 473 nt
Organism: Plectropomus leopardus (leopard coralgrouper)
Lineage: Eukaryota; Metazoa; Chordata; Actinopteri; Perciformes; Serranidae
Source: RefSeq, a predicted model, not a curated record
GACCAGAGAUGCUUUACCCUUUUUCCUUCACUGACAUCAUGGGCCUUGAGAGGGGAAACGAUAGAGGAAUUUGUGUGGAGGACAUCAAACUGGCCAUGAUGGGACACAUAAACGAUGGAUACACUUUCAAUCCUCUCUCUCAAAUACGCAAGGAUGAUCAAUAUUACAACACAAACCCCACACCAAAGGACCGUGUUCAUGUUCUGGUUUGUGUCAUCUCUUCUUUCUCUCCCAUACUCGACGUUUUGAGUGAUACACUAUUCAUAAAGAUGAGAGAAGUCAGACUUGCUGCCAGAGACAUGGGGAUUCCUCUAAUGGCUAUUCUCACCAAAAUUGAUGAAACCUGUCCAGAGGUCGAAAAAGAUAUAAAGAACGUGUAUAAGAGCAAGCACCUGAAGAGACAGAUGGAGAAAUUGAGUUUGGCCCUGGAUAUUCCACUUUACCGCAUAUUUCCUGUUAAGAACUACCACUCA